UUUAUCAUCAAGCAAUGCUCUUGAUUUGUCUUUACUUUGGAAAUGAAUCGGUAUAUAAGUUUAACUGCGUCUCAUAUUUCUCUGCAGCAGAUCUGAGUAGUUCUCAGUCCCAGGAAGAGUGAGAGUGCAGUGUGCACUAUGAGCGGGGCAGCGCUGGGAAUAGAGAUUGUGGUUGUGUUUUUCCUGGCUCUCUUCCUCCUGCAUCGGUAUGGCGACUUCAAGAAGCAGCAGCGUAUGGUUCUCUUUGGCACACUGCUGGCUUGGUAUUUAUGCUUUCUCAUCGUCUUCAUUCUUCCCCUGGAUGUCAGCACGACGAUCUACAAGCAGUGUUUAAUUGAUCAUGAAGCACAUGCCCAGACGCCCUCUGUGAGCCCCGUCCUUUCAAACCAGACCACUCCAAAUACCUCCAUCUCACCCAGUAAAAGCAACCAAAGUGUGUGCUAUAAACCAUGGAGCUACAUUCCAGAUGGCAUCAUGCCCGUGUUCUGGAGGGUUGUUUAUUGGACCUCACAGUGUCUUACAUGGCUCCUUCUGCCAUUCAUGCAGUCGUAUGCCCGUUCUGGAGGAUUCUCCAUUACUGGAAAGAUCAAGACGGCCCUCAUUGAGAAUGCUAUCUAUUAUGGCACAUACCUUUUCAUCUUUGGCUCUCUUCUCAUUUACGUGGCUGUGCAUUUUCAGUGGCACCUCACCUGGUAUGAGCUGCAAACCAUCGGCAUCACUGCGGCCAACACUUGGGGUCUGUUUCUUCUAGUGUUGCUGUUGGGCUAUGGCCUGGUCGAGAUUCCUCGUUCGUACUGGGAGGCCUCGCGCCAGGGACACCUCCUCAUCAAGACUUACUUCAAAGCGGCCAAGCUCAUGACAGAGAAGGCAGAUUCAGAGGAGAACCUAGAAGAUGUCAUGGAGGAAGUGAGAAAAAUCAAUGAAUCGAUCAAAUAUAAUCAUCCAUUUAGGAAGAAUGUUGACACCAUUCUUGGAAAGUGUCCAGUUGAAUAUCAGGAGAAAAUGGGCAGGAACGUGGAUGAGGAUUUUGAUGAUAAACAAAACGCAUAUCCUACUGAAAGAAGCCUUUCCAAACUACACAAGCAGGUGAUUUAUGCCGUGCAGCGACACAAUCGCACCCGCGUUCAGUGGCAAAUAUUGCUGGAACAGGCUUUUCAUCUCGAGGAUGUUGCUAAGAACGAAACCAGCACCUCUCGGCAGUUCGUUCACAGCUUUGCACCUCCAGAACCUGUAGGCUGGUUCAGACGCUACAUUUAUACUCCUUCAGUAGAGUGGUACUGGGAGUGUUUGCUGAAGCAGUGGUUUUACCGUGUACUGUCUGUGGUUCUGGCACUCUUUUCGAUGGCUGUGGUUUGGUCCGAGUGCACUUUCUUCAGCACUCGUCCUGUUCUGUCACUCUUUGCUGUGUUUAUUCAGCUUGCUGAGAGGGAUUACAACUACGUGUACAUUGAGAUGGCGUGCUUCAUUACCAUCUUUUUCCUCUGCACCUGUGUCUACUCCACUGUGUUUCGCAUUCGAGUCUUCAACUACUACUACCUGGCCUCACAUCACCAAACCGACGCUUACAGCCUGCAGUUCAGCGGCAUGCUUUUUUGUCGCUUGACACCCCCGCUUUGUCUAAACUUCCUGGGACUGAUUCACAUGGAUUCUGCCAUAUCCCAUCAAGCAAAGGAGCAGACGGCAUACACCUCUAUCAUGGGUUCUAUGCGCGUCCUGUCCUUCAUUGCCAAUGGCUUCUACAUCUAUUACCCAAUGCUGAUCGUCAUUCUCUGCAUUGCUACAUACUUCAGUCUGGGCACACGUUGCCUGAACCUCCUGGGUUUCCAGCAGUUCAUGGGAGACACCGAAAUGACUUCUGACUUCAUAGAUGAAGGCAGAGAGCUCCUGCACAGAGAAAGAAGAAAACGCCAAAGAAUAGAAGAAGGGGAGAACAGACGAAGAGAAUGGAGAGAGCGUUAUGCACAAAGUGAUGAGAUUGCUGCCAGAAACCGGAUGCCCAUGUCUGAGAUGAAGGAAACCAACUAUGGCGAAACCCUAAAUUCAAACACAAACCAGCAGGCCAAGUACACCCGUAGCAGCAGCCAGACAGGACGAGACAACAUUGAGUUGUUGCAGGACGCAGAGCCGUUGGACUUUAAUGCUGAAAAACUCAAUGAUGACCCUUUGCAAUCUGAACCUGGCAGACAUACCGGUGGAAGGUACCUCUCAAUGUCUUCUUCUCGAAGCCGAAUCUUUGAUGAUGUUUGAUGUUUCUCACUUUGGUCAAAAACACUGUCAUGAGAAAAUAAGCAGAAUUUUACCUCUAAAUCACUCAUCUCUACAGAUGUGGUCUGUCCCUCUCAUUUUAAACAUCUUUGACUUCCUGUAUCCUGUAAUGCAGUGUAGUCAUCUGCAUGCAUACUGACAAACACACAGACACAUAGAAAAACACACUUGUUUUGAAGUGUCAGGCAAUCAGACUGCUACUUGAGACAAAUGGGAAAUGUCUCUUUAGCUCACAGUUUCUUCAAGAAAUGAGUCAAAGUUUAUGCUGAAAAGUCGAGCACUGAGUCAUGAAAGGUACAACUGAUGGGGAAGAUUUAGAUCAACACACUGUUUCUCAUCAUUUACUACUGAAAGGUAUCAGGUAAUGUACCUGAGUGUUUACAUCAGUCAAGUAAAUAUGAACCGACUUCAAUGUGGCCAUUUUAUGUUAGUUGUUAUUGUGAAUAGAGAUUUUAUGGGUCUAGAUAUAGUCUUACAGAAUACUGUUUUUUUUGUUUUUUUUUAAGGAUUGAGGGUUUAGAAACCUGAAGUUAAAAUAACACUCAUAUUUAACCUUUCAAAGUAUUGUCUUUCGAGUAGUUCAUAUGGGAGGCAAAAAAUGUAUACAUAUACACACGCGCACACACACACACACACACACACACAUAUAUAUAUAUAUAUAUGUAUGUGUGUGUAGUCAAAUUCAUCUUAACAUUCAAUGAAAUUAUUCUUUUAACUGUAAUGAAUGAAGAAAAUAUAUUAACUUUAAGUCUAAUAUUUAUUUUCACAAACAUCUGGUACUUAAACGGUGUUAUUUAUAUCUUUUAGAAACAUUCUUUGCUUGUUUUAGAUGGCUUUUACUCAGCUGUUACUAACUUAUUUAUAAUGAAGUUAUAGUUCCAUUAUUUUAGCUCUAGUCUUGUGGAUGGAUGUCUGAUGCACUGGCAUGUAAAUCACUUAUUCAGAAUAGCUUUAUGGACACAUUCUGUUGUGUCAGGUUAAAUGGAUUACAAAAAGUACUUAUGUGCUGGUUUUCCAGGCUUCUAAUCAUCACUUCAUCACAAGUACAGUUUUCUUCUAGAAAACAGACCGUCGGUUUAUGAAUGUCUUGAAGGAAUCUGGUUAGCAACUACAUAACACGCUUCUAAAACAACAACAACACAAAAUUCUCUUUGUAAACCGAGUUAUCACGAAUAUCUUUGCAUGAUAUUCUACUGAAUAUGCUGAGAAGUCAUGUUUCUCACAGGAAGUGCAGUAGCAGCUAUGAUUAAUGUUUUUCACUACAAACAUAGUAUGUCUACUCUUCACACAGAUGCUAAACAUCAUGGUUUCAUAUUGAAUUAAUGUAUUUUCAUAACAAAUUCAGCCCUUCAAGUUUAAAUAAGAAGGGCCUUGUUUUGUGUUUUUUGGUUCUUACCUUUUGGUUUGCUGAUAAUUAUUCUUAUUUACUGUGUAUUUAUGAAGAUUUGGUUACCAUUGAGGUGUAAUCUUUUUGAUAUGGUCAGUCCUCAAGUCAUGUAUUGAUGAAGGCCAACUGGAGUCUAAUGCUGGAAUCUGUUGAUUUGUAUAUUUGGUGUUUAGUGAAUUGUGGUACAUUCCAAAAAGACACAUUUGUAAUCAUGCGAUUAUUAAUAAAUGAUUGAUUAAAUCGUA
Messenger RNA from Carassius carassius (crucian carp), 3897 nucleotides. RefSeq names its product G-protein coupled receptor-associated protein LMBRD2B-like. Gene Ontology annotation, molecular function: protein binding. The transcript has 18 exons. The record is from RefSeq and is a predicted model, not a curated record. Gene Ontology annotation, biological process: adrenergic receptor signaling pathway. NCBI's taxonomy places the organism in Eukaryota, Metazoa, Chordata, Actinopteri, Cypriniformes, Cyprinidae. Gene Ontology annotation, cellular component: membrane. The coding region runs from base 139 to 2247 and encodes 702 amino acids.